UGGACCUGGUCGAGAACCUGUAAGCAAAUGCCCCAGAUACAGUAUAAACACACGAGGUGCUGUGAGUGGGUGCGAUGCUGCGGCGGAGGGGAGCCCAGGCCCCGCACUGUAUGGUUGGGGCAUCCCGAGAAGAGGGACCAGAGGUACCCUCGGAAUGUCAUCAACAACCAGAAGUACAACUUCUUCACCUUUCUUCCUGGGGUGCUGUUUAACCAGUUCAAGUACUUUUUCAACCUCUAUUUCUUACUUCUUGCCUGCUCUCAGUUUGUUCCUGAGAUGAGACUUGGUGCCCUCUAUACCUACUGGGUCCCCCUGGGCUUCGUGCUGGCCGUCACUGUCAUCCGAGAGGCUGUGGAGGAGAUCCGAUGCUAUGUGCGGGACAGGGAAGUCAACUGCCAGGUCUACAGCCGGCUCACGGCGAGAGGUCAGCCUCCUGGCUCCGGCCUGGGGCCACAGGGUUGCAACUCCAUCAUGGGCCGCUGACAGUCAGGGGGCAGAGUUCAAGGCCCAGGGCCGGUGGGCGUGCAGACACUGCGUGGUGGCACCAGGGAGGUCAGUGUGUGCCUGGGGCUGCUCGGUCUCUCCCAGAGCCAGGCCUGUUGGCCAACUUGUGCGUCAUCAGCCUGGAAUUAAACUUUGUUCAUUGGGCAUCCUCUUCUGGCUAACCCUGUACCUUUGCCUGUCCCUGGGCUGAGUGAGGGAAGGAGGGAGCCCUUCUUGUUCAGGCGUUCAAGCGG
This is a messenger RNA of Leptonychotes weddellii (Weddell seal), 737 nucleotides long. Lineage: Eukaryota; Metazoa; Chordata; Mammalia; Carnivora; Phocidae. The record is from RefSeq and is a predicted model, not a curated record.